UUUUCAUGUUUCUAAACUUCGCGUAGAAGUGUACGAUCUAUUUUAGGCUUUGAACGAAGGGAUUCCAUUAAUUUAGUUAAUACUCUUUGAUUUUGUUUGGACGAUUUGUUAACCGCGUGAUAGCAGUGUUGGACGCUCUAUGAUCUUAUCGUUCUUAAGCGCUGCACUCACUCAGUAUCAUGAAGCGACAGCGAGCAAUUCCUGCGACGCUUCCAACGGGUAUCACUGUGACCAGCGCCCGCCCCGUUCUCCGCUCUUCCACCCGAUUCAACCGAGUCGUGCCAGCAGCCAUGUCCUACAAAGACCUGGUGAAAGUGGUCGGCGUGGAUCCGGAGUCGAAUCCUCUGUACUGGCGCAAAGCGAUCGAUCACUCGGCGGAGACAGUGGUCUUCUUCCAGGUGGAUCUGCGCGGCACACUGCCCCGCAUGUGCAAGAGCGUGCGCAUCUGCCAGGCGGAGGAGAACCAGCAGCUGCUGCUGGUCCCUUCAGUGUACAUCGGGGACACGCUGCUGAGCGGCAGUUACGUGAAAACCAUCAUCGGAAAACGAUUCUUGGCCGACGAGGACGAUCUCAUGAAACUGCUGGAGCACGCGGGCAUUCUGCAGGAAAACGAAGAAUUGGCGGAAGAGAAGGAGGAGGACAGGGAUAAUGCACAGUGGGAUGAGGAUACGGCGGAGAAUGAGUUGUUUGUUGCGGAACCGGCAGCAAAAAAGCAGAAACAGCAGGAUAAACGCGAAAUGACACCGAAUUCCGCACCAACACAGCGAACCAAAAUGACACGAUCUUCGGUUGCGGGCAACAUUGCCAAAAACAAUGUCGCCAGCAGUGCGCUUGGUAGUGGCCGUCGUCAACCGAUUGAUCUCAACGCCCUGUUCGUCCCGGAUGCUGUCGAUGCCGCAGUAUCCUCCCAAAACGCCAAUGCGUCGCUACCGCAAGAGGACACUCCCAUGGAGAGUGAUUACGAUACCGGCGGCCUCCCCGUUGCUGAUGAAGCUAGCGAUGAUCUCGCUGUGGACUUCGAUUCCGUUCUUCCUGGGCCAUCGGAAAUGGACGGAACGGGUGAUCCCGGGGUUGAUAAUGCGGAUACAAACGAGCCAACGGAUAGCGGUCAAAACCGUGGAGAUGGCUCGACCGGAUACAAGUUCCCGUUUCAGCGGCCCGGAACAAAAAAGGAGCUCCUCCUCGACGGCUUUGAGCACUGUGAAGUCUACAUUGAAUCCGGAAAGAAGCGCUACUUGGAGUGGGCCGUUAAAAAUCGCCGCGGCACCAAAGGAUCCUACAUUGCGUAUCUGUGCAACUGUCUCUUCCUGGGUGCGAAUGCGGAAGGAAUGGAGCAGCUGGACCAGCGUGCCAAGAGCUGCAAGGACGAAGGCUUGAAGGAUACCGGGAUGCAGCGCAUGUUUGGCAAAGAAUUCACGGCAGUUAUCAAAGCAUAUGCCGACAGCAUUGGUCUCCCCACCAAAGGUAAAUCGGUCAUCAGGAUUAUGAAUGCGUGGAAGACUCAACAAAUCGCGCGCUGUAACAAACAAGCGACUACUGUACACAGACGCGCCAAAACAGACCACAAAGCGCCAAUACACAGACGCGCCAAAACACUGGAGGAAGAGUUCUAUGGCAGUUAACGGCAGUAGUGCAUUUUGUCGUAAAGAUGACAAUCAUGAUCGCUAUGUUAAAUCCGUAAUGUGUGACGUUUGCUACACGACUGACUCUGAAAAUGGGUGUUUUAAAUGAAACUAGAUGGUUUUGCAAGAGAGAUAUUUUUGAAAUCAAGAAUUUGCAGGUUUUGUUUAAUGCUGGUUGCGAGUACCU
This is a messenger RNA of Paramacrobiotus metropolitanus, 1809 nucleotides long. RefSeq lists its product as uncharacterized. The coding region runs from base 180 to 1622 and encodes 480 amino acids. The transcript is spliced from 6 exons. NCBI's taxonomy places the organism in Eukaryota, Metazoa, Tardigrada, Eutardigrada, Parachela, Macrobiotidae. The record is from RefSeq and is a predicted model, not a curated record.